Messenger RNA from Clarias gariepinus (North African catfish), 2674 nucleotides. RefSeq names its product myelin protein zero-like 3 (gene mpzl3). The record is from RefSeq and is a predicted model, not a curated record. NCBI's taxonomy places the organism in Eukaryota, Metazoa, Chordata, Actinopteri, Siluriformes, Clariidae. Gene Ontology annotation, cellular component: membrane. The coding region runs from base 80 to 862 and encodes 260 amino acids. The transcript is spliced from 6 exons.
CAUGGACGAUGCGGAACUUUAACCCCUCUGCGUGUAAACUGCCGAAACCACAUCUUUAAACCUUAUCUUUAGUACUAAAAUGGGUUUAUUACGACCACACAGAACUUCUCCUGAACCCGGAAUGUGUUUGGUUUUAUUUCUCAGCCUCGCGUUGUGGUCUGGCCCGGCGUCUGGUAUAAAAGUCACCGCCCCGGAAGAGAUAAAAGCAGUAAAAGGCGAGACGGUCACUCUGUCCUGCAAGUUCACCUCGACUCAUCCACUGACCAGCCGAAUAUCCAUCGACUGGUCCUUCAGACCUCAGAGCGGAGGCCCCUCCCAUGUCUUCUUUCACUUCUAUUCAGUGUCGUACCCUCCGGAGGACGGGUACUUUAAAGGGCGUGUGCAGUGGUACGGUGAACCGGCGCGAGGCGACGCAUCAAUCCGGCUCCUGAACGCCUCACUGAACGACAACGGCACUUACAGCUGCGCCGUCCGCAACCCGCCCGACUUCCAGGGUCCUCCCUCGAGCACCGUCCUCACAGUCGGCCUCAAGAAAACGAGUGUGCACUUCUCAGAUGUCGCCAUGCUGCUGUUCUUCAUCCUCCUGCCGUCGUCGUUGAUCGCGAUGGUGCUCUUAAUGAGAAUGCUCUGUCCAUGUUGCUCUCCACGGGUCAGGGGCUCGCAUUUCGGCAAUCACUCCCCCAUAGAGGUCGUUGACGGGGAGGAAAUGCUCACAUACAGUAAGGAGUGUGCGUAUCAUCACCCCCCAUCGGCGCAGAUGCCUGCCACGUGCUGCGGGAUGUAUAUAGAGGACUCGGAUGAAGAUUGUCGCAGAUAUGUCGAGAAGCACCACAUGGAAUUACAGGCCGAGUCGCAGUGUUAGCGCUCUCUGUACCACAACGCUCUCAUGGAAAACAUCUUCAUUAUCAUUUAAUACUCUCACACACAUACACAUAAAAAACAAUCAAACAAAUGCUUUACAGCUACUCUGAUCUGAAGUCAGUUUUACCAGAGCUCCUUCAGCUUUCGGUCGUUUGGAUUCUUUUUAGCUUGCUGAUUUAGCUUUAUAUUUCUUCCUGUUAGCUUUGAUUUAGAAUGCUCUAGAAAGCUAGUCACAGUUCCUUAGUUUUUACCAGGCAUUUCUACACAAUAACGCUAGCCAUUGGCAAAAAAUAAAUUAAUCUUGUGUUUGCUAGCUGAUUGGUAGCAUUUUUGCUGUUUCAAAUUUGGAAUAAAUUCUCUCAGAGCUAAUACACAAAUGCUGAUGUGGCUAACAUGGGUGAUUCUCACCAUGGUUAGCCAUGCUAGCUAUCACUGAGUUUAGCACCUAGAAAUAUUUUUGCAUGUGAUUAGCAUAAAUGAUUUAUUGUCUGAAAAACUGACUACUAGAACUUUCUGUGAAAAAGCUGAGUUUCUAACACUAAUCUCCACAACUUUAUCCGUACGCAAGAUUUCAAAACUGAACACUAAGAAGCAUUGAGUCAUGCUAAUUCAGGCUCUGUGGUACUGUGUCCAGUAAUAGCAGCAAUGUAAAGUAUUUAUUAAUGGUAUUAAUGGUGGCACUAGUGAUGACGAAACAAAGCUGCUGACUAGUGGCCGUGUUUCAAACUUGUGAGGAUGUUAGCAAAAAAAGUACUUUAAUAUAAAUGAAAUUAAAUAAUAAAAAAUAAAUUAACGCAUGCUAGCAUGUGAUAUUUGCAUAAUGCUAGCUUAGCCCUGUUCUACAAGCAGGUUUACCGUUUAAUACCUUUUGCGAAAUUUUCCAGAACGAAGUUUAUCUUUUUUUUUUUUUUUUGGACUGGAUGAUGCUAAUGCAGCUUUUGGGUGAUGAAGCAUGUACAGAUAAAGGUGCAGCUAAAAAAAGGGACAAUUUAAAAUAAAAUUAAUGAAAAUUAUCUAUAGUUCAUGUUUAAAAAAAAAACAAUGUGGACUUCAUCCGAGGUUUAUCACUUUUUAUUACCUUGAUUUGUUUUUGUGUAUGAAGAUAUUUUGCAUCAUAUAUAUGAACGUCAACCUGCUGUUUUGUAUUAUUUCUACCUUGUUGCAUUUCUUACACACACUCUAACAUCAUUCACUAAAUAGAAGUUUAAUGGGUGUAAUUUUGUAAAAUCUGUCUUUAAAUGUAAAUAUAUUUGUGCACGCACCUUAUUAUAAAAUGCACAGUUACAGAUGCUCUUGUAAAAAAAACUAAAAACUGUAAAGUCACAGUCCGGGUUUAUUGUGUAUUUAUUUAAGGAUGUAAAUUAACAUUUUGAGUAUAUUGUUAAUAAGAAUAUAUGCAAAUUGAAUAAAUGAAAUUAAAUGUGUAUAGUUCUGAGCUCUGGUUUUUAUUAGUCUGUAUUAAAUCUAUUAAAAAAAGAAUGCACCGAUAUUUUUUUUUAACCGGUUAAAUUUAGAUUUUGUGAAAGUUUUCCACUAAAGCUAUGUUUUUGGUUCAAGCUACCAUGAUGUGACUGAACAACUAUGAGCAACGUUAGAGUCUUUUCAUUGUGCCGAAAAACAAAACGCAGUCAUGAGAGGAAACCUCUAUCUUUUUGUUUUAUAUAUUCGCUGAAUGUUCACGGGAAUGACUGCUCCGAGCUCCGAACCACCUCGGCCGAGAAUGUCAUUCACCGACGUGCGGCCUUCUUUAAAACAUUCGAAUGUUUUACUGAGGCGAAGAAUCACCGUACUGUGUCUGAAGUCUUCUGUAAAU